Messenger RNA from Myxocyprinus asiaticus (Chinese sucker), 4576 nucleotides. Its product is annotated as mannan-binding lectin serine protease 1-like. Bases 84 to 2318 code for a protein of 744 amino acids. Gene Ontology annotation, biological process: zymogen activation; complement activation. Gene Ontology annotation, cellular component: extracellular region; blood microparticle. The transcript has 12 exons. The record is from RefSeq and is a predicted model, not a curated record. Gene Ontology annotation, molecular function: calcium ion binding; serine-type endopeptidase activity. Lineage: Eukaryota; Metazoa; Chordata; Actinopteri; Cypriniformes; Catostomidae.
CUUUUUGUAAACAGUUGCAAUGUGACUUGCAGUAAAAGUUCAGACGGGAAUGCAACCCCUUUCCAACUGAGAAAUAAAUGUAAAUGAACGGUGUCAUGGAGCUCACGUGUGUUAUUCUGAUCUUGGCCCAGUUCGUGUGGCCUUUGUGGACUCAAGUCAUCCACCUCACGGACAUGUAUGGGACAAUCCAGUCCCCGAACUUCCCCGAAUCAUACCCGAAGGAGACCGAAAUACAGUGGAAUAUAACAGUACCGGGCGGAUAUCAAAUCCGACUUUAUUUUAUGCAUUUCGACAUCGAGCCGUCAUACUUGUGUGAGUACGACUACUUAAAGGUAUACUCAGACACUGAGGAGUUGGCCGUGUUCUGUGGAAGAGAAAAUACAGACACAGAGCAUGUCCCUGCUGAUGAUGUCAUUGUGUCCCCUGGGAGCACGCUCAGUGUGGCAUUCCGUUCAGACUUCUCAAAUGAGGAACGUUACUCUGGCUUUGAGGCCCACUUUAGCGCAGUUGACAUAGAUGAAUGCCGGGUCAGAAAUUAUGAAGAUCUUGUGUGUGAUCAUUUUUGUCAUAACUACAUUGGUGGUUUCUACUGCUUCUGUCGUUAUGGGUUCCUGCUUCAUUCCGACAACAGAACCUGCAAAGUGGAAUGUAAUGAAAGUGUGUAUUUGGAGCGGUCUGGAGAGAUCACCAGUGCAGAUUUCCCUAAACCGUACCCCAAAAGCUUGGACUGCAUGAACCGAAUUGAGCUGGAGGAGGGAUUUCAAAUCACUCUGGAGUUUGAUGACACCUUUGACAUAGAAGACCAUCCUGAUGUCACCUGCCCUUAUGAUUUUGUUAAAAUUCUGGCCGGUGACAAAGAGUUUGGUCCGUUUUGUGGAGAUCAGUCACCAGGGAAGAUUCAAACAGGAAGUAACAUGGUCAGCAUCCUGUUUCACAGUGACAACUCUGGAGAGAAUCUAGGCUGGAAACUCACCUACACCUCCACAGGUUCUGAAUGUUCUCCUCCCACGACGCCCCUUAAUGGACAGUUAGAGCCUCUGCAAUCUAACUACAUUUUCAAAGAUCAUGUUACGGUGACCUGUGACUCUGGAUAUUCAUUGAAAAAGGAUGAUAAAGAAUUUGAGCAUUAUCAGAUUGAGUGUCAGAACGAUGGAAAAUGGAGCAGCGAUAUCCCACUAUGUAAAAUGGUUGACUGUGGUCCAGUAGAUUUAGUUCUGGGUGAGGUGGUUUUUCAGAGCUUUGGGAACAGUACUCUGUUUGGAUCCAGAAUCCAGUACAGCUGUAAAGUCACUCCCACACUCAACAACACAUAUACCUGUCAUCAGAGUGGGCAAUGGGUAAGUGAGGACAGGACACGGCUACCCAUCUGUCUACCAGUAGCAGAUUAUGAAAAAUACUUGAGAACAAAUCCUGACCCCCAGCUUCUGACUCAACUAAGUAGCACUCCUCUUGCAUGUGGUGAACAGUCCCAGCUCUUCCCUGCCCAACAGAAGCGAAUCGUUGGUGGGAAAACAGCAUCUCCUGGUCUGUUCCCCUGGCAGGCCCUUCUCUCCGUAGAGGAUGCAUCUCGUGUCCCUGAGGACCGCUGGUUUGGCAGCGGAGCUCUGCUCUCCCCAUCUUGGGUUCUCACGGCAGCUCACGUGCUCCGCUCUCAUCGCCAUAAUCUUUCCGUCAUCCCUGUCGCUCCAGAACACAUCCGAGUCCACUUGGGCCUCACGGACGUACGGGAUAAGCACACAGCCACCAACCGUUCUGUAGAGAGAGUCAUCCUCCAUCCACAAUUUGACCCGCAAAACUACAACAACGACAUUGCACUGGUUAAACUCAGCCAGGAGGUGGCACUCUCUGAGUUAGUGCGCCCUGUCUGUCUACCAAAGCCUGGCAUAGGGGGUCAAGACGUAAUGCCUUACACCCUUGGCGUGGUGGCCGGUUGGGGCAUCAACACAGCAAACGCUUCUGCCUCCACAAGCGGUUUGACGUCUGAUUCUGGUGCUGUCUCCGAACUCCUCCAGUAUGUGAAGUUGCCGGUUGUGCCACAAGAUGAAUGCGAAGCUAGCUAUGCUUCACGUUCAGUCAAUUACAAUAUCACCAGCAAUAUGUUCUGCGCUGGCUUUUACGAGGGUGGGCGGGACACCUGUUUGGGUGAUAGUGGGGGAGCUUUUGUCAUCCAGGAUGUCCACAGUGGCAGGUGGGUGGCACAAGGACUGGUGUCCUGGGGCGGGCCAGAGGAAUGUGGCAGUCAGAGAGUGUAUGGAGUGUACACCCGGGUGGCGAAUUAUGUGCACUGGCUACACACGCAUAUGGACAUAGACCACUAGCAAUGAGGGAAAAUGGCAUUGAAGGAGCUGGAUUUCUCUCAUUUUUUUCUAACUUUAUCUGCUCACUCUCUCACUUUUUUUUUUUUUUAUGUCAAUUUUAAAUUUCUCCCCACAAUGUCUUUGUAAUAUCCCUUAAAAGCCUUCUUCUCCUCAACUUAAUGGAGGUUUACCUGAAGUUCUACAUUCUAUGUUCUGUUCUAUAUUUUAUUUGGCUGUUUUUAAUUAAAGUCUAAAGUUUUACGCUUGAUUUAGAAGAAGCAAAAUAAUUACAAAGUCUAAUUCCCUGAUUGUACAAAUGGUAUGAAUUUGUGCAGGACAUUUGAAUCCACCAGUAAUAUUGCCAUAUUGCAUUCAGCAAUGCAAGAAGGGCUGCACUAGACUUAAGCUCUGUGCUAACCACUGAAUGUCACAUUCCUGCUAAAAUUCAGCUGUAAAAUCCAAGUAGUUAUCAUACCAAAAGGUUUCCAGAUAGCACAAGUACAUCUCUGAGAUGUCUGUUCAAGAGAGUUUCAUCUAAAAACCAACGCAUUCCAAUUAACAUCUGAUUAACCUCUUAAAAAGAGCAGAUUUAUGUACAUUCUAAAUCAAAGAUGUCUCAAAGACAUCAGCUUAAUGUCUUUUUUGACAUUCGAGAGGAAACUUCUUAUUGACGUGAUGUAUUGCAGAAUAUGUUUUCCAGAUGAAAACAUGCACAUCACAUAGACGAUUGGGUGAUGAACAUGCUCUAUCAGUAUUUUGGUGUCUUAGCUUGCAUGUUCUCCUUUUAUAAUUGUAAUCUGCUGUUAUCUAAAACUCAUAAUGUCCUCAAAGUGGAUUAUCCCCCAGUACUCAUUAAGCCUAUAUCAGUAUUAGCAUGUAUUAUAUAUUCUAAUUCUCUUCAAUAUAUAUUAUAAAUAAUUUAUACCAGAUGGGUUGUUUUCCAUUAUUCACCAACAAAAUGUCUAAGCACACUUUUGAAUGCUUGCUUUUUUUUUUAAACUCUAUAAUCCCUUUUCUCUCUAAACUUCUGAAUUAGGGAGGUUAAACUCCUAUUUAAAGCACCAUUUAAGACCUAAUAAGAUUUUUUAUAUUUGCAUGAAUAUUAAUGUAAUUUUAAUAAAAUAAGUAUUUUUAAGAACCCGAUGCUUUCUUUACUUGCCAUAGUUUCCUUAUGGUGUGUGUGUGUGUGUGUGUGUGUGUGUGUGUGUGUGUGUGUGUGUGUGUGUGUUAUUGUAACUAUUUAGAACGACCAACAGAUACAGAAAAGGAAGUCCUGCCAUUCAGGUAAAAGAACCAAUCACCAAGAGGAGGCCACCGCCACUUUUGUACAUAUAAAGUGAUGAUACCAAGUUUGUGGGACCUCUACAAGUCCAUAAACCAAUGUCUUGAUUAUAUCAGACAAGCUGGUUAAUCCGAAUGUCUGCUAGCUGCCUUGAGACGUCAAACACAGGUUACAUAAACUACAACACAUAGAGACUGUAUAACCUAGAUAUCAUACAGAGACUGUGUCUGUUCCCUGAACUACCAAACACAAACCCCUCACUAAAUCAUUUAGAAAAAAUGUGAUUAAGGUUCUACACCAGCACUGUAGGGAGCAUCCUGACUGGCUGCAUCACCACCUGGUAUGGCAACAGCACUGCCCUCAACCGCAAAGCCCUGCAAAGGGUGGUGCGAACUGCCAGACACAUCAUUGGAGGUGAGCUUCCCUCCCUGCAGAACAUAUAUACCAGGCAGUGUGUGAAAAAAGCUCAGAGGAUCAUCAGAGACUCCAGCCACCCGAGCCAUGGGCUGCUCUCCCUGCUACCAUCAGGCAAGCGGUAUCGCAGCAUCAGGACCCGCAUCAGCCGACUUCAUGACAGAUUCUUCCCCCAAGCAAUCAGACUUCUGAACUCUUGAUCUCUCACGAUCAAUAUACAUCAGCACUGCACUUUAUUAAUCUUAUUAAUCUCACACAGGACUGUCAUAAAUUAUAUACUCUCUUAACAACACACUGGCAACUGACUAUCAACCGACAGCCUGAAUGUCAAUACAGUACAAUACAACCUACUGUAUAUUUUAUAUAUACAAUUUUUAUUGUAUACUGUGUAUUCUAUAUUGUGUGUACGUGUAUUCUAUAUUGUGUGUAUUGUAUACUGUACAUUGAAUAUUAUUAUUUGUAUAUUGUGUUGUGUGUUUAUAUUAGAUAUGUAAAUUGUGUUGUGUAAAUCUGAUGUUUAUUGUAAAUUGGUAUAUGUCUCAUCACUGUCAUGACUGCUAUGUUGCUCGGAAGUGCACCCAAG